AUGAAGAGCUUUAUAGUACUAUCCAUGGCUAUUGCCAUUGCGUUGGGAGCGGCUAUCGAACGGCCGCAGAAGGAAGUGGACAGCAAACAGGACGAUGCCGUUGUAGCAGAAUCUAAAGUACACGAAAAGCGUGGAUUUAGUGAUCACCGAUAUUCUUUUGGACAUCAUAUGGAAAUGUACAGCGGAUACAAACCAUCUUAUGAAUACAGUGCCGAAAGUGUAGAGGAUCUGAAGCAUCUCUACCAGAAUCAUAAGGCCCACGACUGGUCUAACGAAAGGCCUUCCUAUCUCACGAAGAAGGUUCCAGUUCCAUACAAAGUGGAAGUUGAGAAACAUACUAUCAUUGAGAAGAAAGUGCCAGUUCAUGUAGAUCGUCCAGUUCCAUAUCCAGUUGAAGUUGAACGUAAGGUGCCAGUUUAUGUCGAAAAACGUGUCCCUGUACAUGUUGAUCGUCCAGUUCCUUAUGAAGUGAAAGUCCCAUAUCCAGUCGAAGUCGAGAAAAAAUACCCAGUGUACGUUGAGAAAAAGGUCCAUAUUGAUCGUCCAGUCCCAUACCGCGUCGAAGUGGAAAAGAAAGUUCCAGUCGUCGUAGAGAAGAAGGUCCCAGUGCACGUCGACCGUUUUGUAGCCGUUCCAGUGGAAGUGAAGGUCCCAGUACUCCACAAGGUCCAAGUUGAAAUCCCAAAGCCUUAUACUGUUCAAAUCCCGAAGCCCUAUCCGGUGUACGUCGAAAAGGAAAUCAUCAAACAUGUCGAGAGGCCGGUGCACGUAGAAGUGGAGAAGAAGGUUCCAGUUCCAGUUGUUCACAGAGUCGAAGUUCCGAAACCGUAUGCCAUCUACGUUCAACGACCGGUUCUGGUUGAAAAGCAACAGAAUGACGAGCAUCGUCACCACAGUGAACACGACCACAAGGAUGAACACGUGGCACUGAAACUGACCGGAUUCGUAUCGGAACCGCUUCACCAUGAUAAUCAUGAUGAAGAAUACCACCAUCAAAACCAAGAACAACAUCACGCUCAUCAUGUUGCUGAACACCUAGCUCAGCACAAGGAUGAGCACGAUGCUAACGAAGAUUACCAUCAUCAAACUCAACACCAUCAGCAACAGCAUGAUCGGUAUGAGCAUCAGCAGGCUGCCGAUCAUCAACAUCACGAUCAGCACCAGGCCCACCACGAUGCCGAACAUCAUCAACACGAACAGCAUCAUCACAUCCAGAUGCACUACAAGCGUGAGUCCAAACAGUGA
Sabethes cyaneus is the source of this 1245-nucleotide messenger RNA. RefSeq names its product titin-like. The record is from RefSeq and is a predicted model, not a curated record. Lineage: Eukaryota; Metazoa; Arthropoda; Insecta; Diptera; Culicidae. The transcript is spliced from 2 exons. Bases 1 to 1245 code for a protein of 414 amino acids.